CAAAUUUAUUUUACUAUACUUAUAAUACAAAAUAGCUUUAAUUGGCAAAUUAAAUUCAGUUGAUAUUUUUGGGAAAGCACUUAACACUUUUUUCUCUUUUUAAACUCCAACAGAUAAAUAAAUGUUGCUCAGACCACCGCAUCUCAAGAUUGACUCGAUCCAAGUACUCCACCCAAUGAUUCAUAAACUCAUGUUUAUCUAUGGGGAUGAGAAGCUACCUACACAAGCUAUGGAGGCAAAAUCAGAGAGGUGCUUGCUCUCCCACAACUCCAUAAAAACAGAAUCCAGCAAAAAAAAAAACAGGUUUAUCUUCUAUCACACAAGUGCGGAAGUAAGCCCUAUGCACUCGAGACCACAAUAGAUGAAGAGCAAGACGGCAGCAAGCCCUAUCGAUGGCAGCGAUUGGCUCUUAAGGUUGAGGACAUCUUUGGUGAUUCCGCAUAGCAUUAGACGAUUCGGUAACUCGAUCUUAGGACAUCAACAGAGAAGAUGCAUGGGUGAAGAACAUUUUCAUUUUUUCAUCCCAACUAUGCCAUGAAUUCAUUAUUCUUCAUAUAGUUAGAUGGUUGGUUGACACAUUCUACUAUGUAGACUCUCAUUACGUAUGUUAUAUGCUUAUAUGGCUACUUUGAUAUAGGUUGCAAUAUUCUGAGGAUGUUCAAUAAUGGUAAAAGACUAUGAAAAUGUGAAGCUGCGAUGGCCAAGAGCCCAAGAUUUUGUUUUUUUGAAAAAUGGAAGAGGCAUGCUAUGAUGAAGAAGCCAAAGAUCUCAACGAAGAAUACUUUCUACCUAAAGCAACGUAACAUGCGUUGCAAUGGAGCAGAUCACAUAAAAGGAUAAUUUUUAA
Cuscuta campestris is the source of this 847-nucleotide messenger RNA. Lineage: Eukaryota; Viridiplantae; Streptophyta; Magnoliopsida; Solanales; Convolvulaceae. The record is from the annotation of a GenBank genome assembly.